Messenger RNA from Acytostelium subglobosum LB1, 615 nucleotides. RefSeq lists its product as hypothetical. Gene Ontology annotation, biological process: tRNA processing. Gene Ontology annotation, cellular component: nucleolar ribonuclease P complex. The record is from RefSeq and is a predicted model, not a curated record. Bases 1 to 615 code for a protein of 204 amino acids. Lineage: Eukaryota; Evosea; Eumycetozoa; Acytosteliales; Acytosteliaceae. The transcript is spliced from 2 exons.
AUGUCCACAGCUAAUACAGCUGAUAUAGAUCCAGCAGAGACACCUGCAGCUUCAGUGUCAAAGACUGCUGCCAACACUAACAAGUCAAACAACAACCACAACAACAACAAUAAGAACAACAAGGAUUCAAACAAGGACUCAAAGUCAAAGUUAAAGAACAUUGAUUGUUAUAAGAGAAUGAACUACCUUUAUCAAGCUGCUCAUCUGAUGAUGAACCCUCAAACUAAAGUCAUUGAUUCGACAUCAGAGCCAGUUGAGUCUAUUGAGAAUCAACAACAGUCAACAACUCAAACCCAACAACAGCCACCCAACCAAGUCCUAGCGAGCUUCUAUUGCAAUGUUGUACAUCAGAUAUCAAGAAGAGCUGUGAUCAGAGUCAAUUCCUCAAUCAAACGUACAGUGUGCAAGGGUUGCUCAUCCCUGCUCAUCCCAGGAGUCUCAUCAACAGUUCGUCUGAAAGAUAACAGAGAGACACAUGUUAUGAUCAAGUGUAAUCAAUGUGACAAGGUGAAGCGAUUCCAGACGAACAAGAAUAGAGAAAAGAAUGCAAGAAGGAAGCAGAAGAAUAAGUUAGAUAAGGAAAGAGCAUUGGCAAAGGAGUCAUCAUCAUCAUAG